This is a messenger RNA of Topomyia yanbarensis, 2177 nucleotides long. Its product is annotated as zinc finger protein 135-like. The coding region runs from base 501 to 1991 and encodes 496 amino acids. NCBI's taxonomy places the organism in Eukaryota, Metazoa, Arthropoda, Insecta, Diptera, Culicidae. The record is from RefSeq and is a predicted model, not a curated record. The transcript is spliced from 5 exons.
GCGUCGAUCGGACGUCGGGUUGUGUCCAGAAUUCGUUUCCUAAUGGAAAGUAGUUCUUGAAAAAUCCUUGCUUAGAAAACUGUAAAAUCUUCCCUUCUGCAAAAUUCAAAAGUAGAAAAAUCAGUGAACCACAACACGUGAAGAAAACUUUCAAGUGAAAAAGGCCAUUAAGAAGUUUAAUUGAUUGCAUUGUCAACACGAGCGAAGAUUUCCCCCUGCAAUCGUUCGGAAACAGGAAAACCUAUCAAAGAAUUAGCAACAAUAAUAAUAGAGACAUCAAACGAAUUGCAGUUGCUGGAAGAUUGUCGUUUUCGAAGAGUGGUAGAAACCAAAAAAAUAACACAAAAACCGCACCCUCUCGAGAGUGACGGAAGUGACGAAGAAAUUAAGGGAUUUCCUAUAGCGCCUGCAGGGGUCAGUGAUAGAUAUAUAUCCGAGUGAGUGUCGCAUUAGAUUUCAACCCGGGACAGUCGGCCAGGCGCAGGUAUAACGGCAGUACAAUGACGGACUGGGACAUCUUCAACCUGGACAUCGACGAGAAUGCCCUGAGCUGCAGCAUCCAAUCCAUCAUAUCAGAGGAAUCCAUAUUCAGCACGUUACUACAGUCAAGCAAUGAGGAAACAUUGUUUCCAUCGUCGACGUCGCCGCCGCCACCGUCGUCGUUGGAUUUGGACUAUGCCACCUUAUGCCCGCCAUCGCCAGCAUUGAUGCUGGAGUUGGAGUCAAUCCUUCAACAGUCGCUACUACCGCCGCCGCCGCCGCCACCAUCACCACCGGCGCUGCAACCAUACAAGUGCACAACCACCGAGGAUGACAAGCAAAGUGAGCACGAUUCGGGCAAUUCCAACGGAUCAUCGCUGGAUUCCGAGGAAUCGCUGUCGGAGGUAACGCCCUCAGAGGGCUCGACCAACGGCAGUGAUGCUGAGAACGAUGUGCCGGAGCUCAGGCCGUUCGAGUGCGCCGAAUGUGGCAAAAGUUAUACCCGGAAGAUCUAUCUGACACGGCAUUACGUUCAACACAGCCGAGAGCGACCCUUCCAGUGCGAGGUGUGUGACAAGAGCUUUGCCUACGCCAGCUCACUGUCAGCGCACCGGAAGCUGCAUUUAGCUAAAUGUGAACAUCGGUGUGACAUUUGCAGUAAAACUUUUACCACGGAGGAUAUGCUGGCAGCUCACAAAACGGCAAUUCACUUCGGUGAGCGACCGUACAAGUGUAAACUGUGCAAGAAAACAUUCGUGCUGCUGCAUGCCUACAAAAGUCACAAAAGGUGGCAUCAGCAAUUUCGACCAUACAAAUGUGCGGUGUGUGAUAAAGAGUUUGUGAAGAAGGUCGCCUUGAAGAGUCAUCUGAGGGUGCACACUGGUGAAAAACCAUUCUCUUGUGAUAUCUGCCAGAAAAGUUUUACAUUGUCUUCUACGCUAUCGUCGCACAAGAAACUCCAUGGUGAAAAACCCUCCCUGCAGUGCAGUAUUUGUGGCAGAAUUUUCACACAAGCAAGUGCCCUCUCUACGCAUAAGCACUUGCACACGGAAAUUCGUCCCCAUAGCUGCGAUCUUUGUGGAAAACGUUUCAUAAGACUACAUGCCAUGAAGAUUCACAUCCGAACUCAUUCUAACGAACGACCCUAUCUGUGUGAUCUAUGUCCUAAAAGCUUUCUGGAGAAGCACGUUCUAAUCAGGCAUCUAAAGACUCACACCAACGAGCGCCCGUACGUCUGUGACACUUGUGGUAAGUCGUUCAAGGAGAAAUAUGACCUCUUGCGGCACGUUCUCAUCCACUCGGGAUUGAGGCCGCACAAGUGUGACGUGUGUCCGAAAACCUUCGUGCAAUCUAAUGCACUGGCCAAACACCGUCGGCGCCAUGAGCGGGAGGAUGCUGCGGCGGCGAUGGGGCUCGGCGGCAAAGGCAAGACAGCUAAUCUAAAGAAGCUCUCCGGUCGGGCUACUAAAGCAACGGCAGCAGCAGUUACGAUGGAUGUUGGAGAAAUCUAGUCGUUUAUAUGAGGUGUUAUGUGAUGACUUGUGGGAUUUGAUUUCAAUGAAAAUAGUUGUACGGAUUGUGGAAAUAAAUAAAGGCACUGUUGGAAAGGACAAUCCAUUCAGUAAUGGUUACGGCAAGAAUGGUCUAUUUGCUUUCCACUGAAUAAAAGUCAAACCAAUGUUAACUAUUGUAGUUCA